AUGGCGACAGCACCACCAUCAAACACAAAUGCAAAUCUCCUCACAACACAUCGCGCCCUCCUGGCCACACUGACCUCCUAUCUCACAGUUGCAAUACAUCACAUCCUAUAUCUGCGGCGGAUAUACCCACCCGCCUCCUUCCUCUCGACUCGUGCAUACAACUACCCCGUCCGCCAAAAUCGCCACCCAGCGGUAUGCACCUGGAUCAAUGACGCUGUUUCCGCCAUCUCGGACCAACUCGCCAAAAACACCGUCUCUAUCGUCUCGUUAUGUAUACACGAACUCGACACCAAUCAAGUGCUCGAGAAAUGGAGUUUAGACAUGCACUCCCUGCCUACAGUUGCGAAGCGGGAUCGAGACGUCCCAUUCGCCGCGACGACCGAGGUUACCACCUCCAACGAUGCAGAGUCUGAUGACGAUCAGGUCGACGAUGCCCUCGCACACACUAUAAACCUCACAGACCUGGAAGCCACCUUCCGCGCGACCUUCGCCCGCCUUAGUAGUACUUCCGCCCGCCUCACGCCGCUUCCCUCCGGCUCAAACGCGCCAGAGCUGACAUUCACUAUGACGAUUGAGCUGCGGUCCAAUGCUGACCGGCCCGUUGGACGGCUCGACGCGAACGAACGGCGUUGGAUCGUGGCAGAGCCUGAUCCGCCACUUCCUGUUGCCGGCGGGCAACCAACCUCGCAGACAGACCAGCAGGACAGUAAUACGACUCCAGCGGCACGGUCAAAACCCGGAAGAACACACCCAAUUCGACGCCUCACAACUACAGAGCCGUCGCCUUUACACAUCGAGCUGUGGGUCGAAGAGUCCGCUUUCAAGCUCUCGUCACAGAACGCUUCGCAGAACCCGACAGUGUCAUUCACAUCUACAAACACAUACCGAAACCCGGCGAUCCGAGCGAAGGAGGCGAGCUUCGGGGCAGGCAAGGAGAAGUUCUUUGAUCCAUUGAACGGGUAUGGCGAUGAUGACAUUGAAGGCAAUGAUUUGAAUCGGAAGCCUGGCGGCGGCGCCAUGACUGACUAUCAACGAAUGUAA
Cyphellophora attinorum is the source of this 1041-nucleotide messenger RNA. RefSeq lists its product as uncharacterized. The coding region runs from base 1 to 1041 and encodes 346 amino acids. Gene Ontology annotation, cellular component: zeta DNA polymerase complex. The transcript has a single exon. The record is from RefSeq and is a predicted model, not a curated record. Lineage: Eukaryota; Fungi; Ascomycota; Eurotiomycetes; Chaetothyriales; Cyphellophoraceae.